Molecule: messenger RNA, 2821 nt
Organism: Zalophus californianus (California sea lion)
Lineage: Eukaryota; Metazoa; Chordata; Mammalia; Carnivora; Otariidae
Gene: SLC29A1
Product: solute carrier family 29 member 1 (Augustine blood group)
Exons: 14
Coding region: 16-1446 (476 amino acids)
Biological process (GO): uridine transmembrane transport; nucleoside transmembrane transport
Cellular component (GO): plasma membrane
Molecular function (GO): nucleoside transmembrane transporter activity
Source: RefSeq, a predicted model, not a curated record
GGGGCGGGCGAGUAAAUGGGGGGAGCCCAUGGACAAGGCCUGCUGCCGGAGCCUGAGCUAGGACCACCUCCCAAGGACCGCCCAGGCCCCCUCUGCUCUGACCCUUCUGCUGGCAAGUCUGGGCAUCCGCAAGCUCCAGAAGGAGGGAGCUCUCGGCCAGGCAAAACCAACACCGCCGUCACCAUGACAACCACUCACCAGCCUCAGGACAGGUACAAAGCCGUCUGGCUUAUCUUCUUCAUGCUGGGUCUGGGGACGCUACUCCCAUGGAAUUUUUUCAUGACAGCCACUAGGUAUUUCACAAACCGCCUGGACGAGUCCCAGAAUGUGUCCUUGGUCACUGCCGAGCUGAGCAAGGACAUCCAGCCCUCAGCCGCCCCCACAGUGCCCUCCCCAGAGCGGAACUUGCUCAGCGCUGUCUUCAACAAUGUCAUGACGUUAUGUGCCAUGCUGCCCCUGCUGUUCUUCACCUGCCUUAACUCUUUCCUGCAUCAGAGGAUCCCCCAGUCUGUUCGGAUCCUGGGCAGCCUGGUAGCCAUCCUGUUGGUGUUCCUGAUCACUGCUGUCCUGGUGAAGGUGCAGCUGGCUGCCCUACCCUUCUUCGUCAUCACCAUGGUCAAGAUCGUUCUCAUCAACUCGUUCGGUGCCAUCCUGCAAGGCAGCCUGUUUGGUCUGGCCGGCCUCCUGCCCACCAGCUACACUGCCCCCAUCAUGAGUGGCCAGGGCCUGGCAGGUAUCUUCGCCUCAGUGGCCAUGAUCUGUGCCAUUGCCAGUGGCUCAGAGCUGUCAGAAAGUGCCUUCGGCUACUUUAUCAUCGCCUGCGGGGUUAUUGUCUUAGCCAUCGUCUGUUACCUGGCCCUGCCCCGCCUGGAGUUCUACCGCUACUACCAGCAGUUCAAGCUUGAAGGGCCUGGGGAGCAGGAGACCAAGUUGGACCUCAUUAGUAAAGGAGAGGAGACAGGAGCAAACAAAGAGGAGUCCAGAGUUCCAGCCCCCAGCUCGCAGCCCACCAACAAAGGCCACUCGAUCCGAGCCAUCCUCAGAAACAUCUUAGUCCCGGCUCUCUCUGUCUGCUUCAUCUUCACGGUCACCAUUGGGGUGUUUCCCGCCGUGACUGCUGAGGUCCGGUCCAGCAUCGCGGGCACCAGUGCCUGGGGAGACUACUUCAUUCCCGUGUCUUGUUUCUUGACUUUCAAUGUCUUCGACUGGCUGGGCCGGAGCCUUACAGCUGUAUUUACAUGGCCUGGGAAGGACAGCCACUGGCUGCCAAGCCUGGUGCUGGCCCGGAUGUUGUUUGUGCCCCUGCUGUUGCUAUGUAACGUCCAGCCCCGCCGCCACCUGGCUGUGGUCUUUGAGCACGACGCCUGGUUCAUCGUCUUCAUGGCUGCCUUCGCCUUCUCCAACGGCUACCUCGCCAGUCUCUGCAUGUGCUUCGGGCCCAAAUAAGCAGAGAGACACACAGACUCGGAGAGAUGGGGAGAAUUCCCAGACAGUGAAGGAGAUGGAGAUACAAGGCCUCUUGUGAUAGCGUGGCACCAUAACGCAAGCCGGGGAUACCUUCCUUCCUAGCCUUCAAAACAUCCCAGAAAGUUCUCCUUUCACAUACCCAAGGACCCCGGCCUCCCAGGAUCUGGAACUCCCACGUAAACCUCUCUAGGUGAAAGCAGCGAAGUCCUUCCUGAUGUCUAACCCUAGUCCCUCCUGUUUGUGAGUUCCUCAGCACUUAGUAGCACUACCACAGCCUUACCAGUCCCUUAUCUGGGCGCAGGUGGGCCAGGCAGGCACUGGGUCCAGAAAUCCAGUCAGGUGAGAACUGUACUUUGGGCAGUGACUUGUGCCUGGGGCGGGUCAGGUGGCAGGCAGAGUAGUUAAGUAGGUCAGGGUUGUUUGUGGUAGAACCUACCCCUCCUGCACCUUCCCCUGCCUGUAAUUUACUCUGGGCUGAACUGAUUUGGGGUUAAGUUUUACCUUAGUCAAAGGGACCAGGGAAUACUGAACAACACCCAAGACAAAAAGAGACACCUGGUGGGCAUCAUGGCCUGAGGACAACAGACGAUUUAGAGCUCAGUUGACAAUGACAGGCAGGGCUCAGUCACACACAACCCCCCCCCUUAGGUCACUGAUACUAUGGCCUCAGAGAGUCAAGACGCACUCAUAUGUGUAUUAAUAGAGUAGGUACCAAAGAUACCCUAGUUACAAUUUCAAAUGGCUUAGAUCAUAACUGUGGUCUUUUCACUACACUCCCCUGAGAAAUGGUGUUCUUGCCCAUGACUUCAGCCAUCAGUCUCUGUCUCCUGGACAUUCUUUGGUGCCCCAUAACAUGCCUAAAACGGAUUCUUGACCCCCUCCAAUGCAGAGUGGCCUUCUUCCCCAGCCUUCAGCCCUCAUAUUCAAUCAUUCUACCACAGAAGAGGUGAACACCGAGCCUCUUCCCUACCCCUGUGUGAUCUCCCCACUUUCGGCUUCUGCCUUCUCCAAGCUAUGUCCUGUGGAAUCUCCAAGUGUUUUUUUAUUUGUUUUGAGCAACACAAUUAACUGGCAUGACUUAAUGGAUUUAAUAUAUUUAGACUUUUAUCCAAUAACUAAAUAAUACAUAUUUUUCUCAAGCAUGCAUGGAAGCUUUACACAUAUUAACCACGUCCUAGAUUACAAAAGAAGUCUCAAAUACAAAAGCCAGUAUUAUACACACUGCAUUGUAUGUCUGUAACAUAAUUAAGAGAUAAUAUAAAAAUAAUUAGAAAUGUUGAACACUUUUUUUUAAAGAUUUUAUUUAUGUAUUUGACAGAGACAUAGCGAGAGAGGGAACACAAGCAGGGGGAGU